This is a messenger RNA of Stylonychia lemnae, 852 nucleotides long. Lineage: Eukaryota; Ciliophora; Spirotrichea; Sporadotrichida; Oxytrichidae. The record is from the annotation of a GenBank genome assembly.
AUGAAUGUAAUCACAGAGAAGGCUAGUUUCAAUGUUAAGAUCAUUACACUUCAGUACUCAGCAAUUUAUAAAAAUAUCGAGGCAACAAUGCUUCUAGUGGACAAAAUGCUUGAACCUUACUCUGAAAGCGAUAACAUAGAUAUCGUCAUGCUCCCAGAACUGUCAUUUUCAGGUUGUCUAUUCUAUAGCUCAGAGGAAAGUUAGAAAUAUGGUGAAAUCAAAGGGAAGGGAUUGAUUUAUUAAUGGUGCGCUAAAUAAGCAUAAAGAUUGAAAAGUUUGAUUAUUAUUGGAUAUAUAGAGAAUGAAGACAAAAACUGUUACAAUUCUAUGUUGAUUGUUGAUGAAAAUGGGUGUAUAAUCAAAAAUUAUAGAAAAAAUUAGCAAUUUUAUAGCGAACUUAAAUGGGCCUUAUCUGGUAAAUGUUUUGAAUACGUGGAUGCUUUUCUUCACCGACAUUAGAGAUCGUUUAGAUUUGGACUUGGAAUAUGCCAAGACAUUUGGUUUUAGUAUGGAAAUUAGUAUAUAGACAUGAGAUGGGCUCAAUUCUGUGAAGAUAACGAUGUAGACUCGAUAUUAUUCAUGACAAAUUGGCCUGAUUGGGAAGUUUUCAAGAGUGAGGAGGUAAUUACUCAAACUGCUCUUACCGUUUGGCUGAAUAGAAUGAUUCCAAUCACUGCAAGCUAGAAAAAAGAUAAAAACGUAUAUCUAGUCAUUGCAAGUCGUACGGGAGUAGAGUGUGGUUAUGGGUAUGUGGGCAGUUCAGCAUAUUUUUAGCUUAAACCUAAUAUUUCAAUAGAAGGUCACUUAGAAUUUGACGAGCAAGCAGUACAAGAGUGCAUUUUAAAAUUAUGA